Molecule: messenger RNA, 1819 nt
Organism: Nematolebias whitei (Rio pearlfish)
Lineage: Eukaryota; Metazoa; Chordata; Actinopteri; Cyprinodontiformes; Rivulidae
Gene: cct2
Product: chaperonin containing TCP1, subunit 2 (beta)
Exons: 16
Coding region: 81-1691 (536 amino acids)
Biological process (GO): protein folding
Cellular component (GO): cytosol; chaperonin-containing T-complex
Molecular function (GO): ATP hydrolysis activity; ATP-dependent protein folding chaperone; ATP binding
Source: RefSeq, a predicted model, not a curated record
UCUUUACGUAAUUGCGUCACUCCUACGUACAGCCCUUCCUCAGUGUGCGUCUGCAGCUUCGGCUUUGAAUUUUAGACAUCAUGGCGUCCCUAUCGAUGGCCCCGGUAAGCAUCUUCAAACAUGGAGCCGAUGAAGAAAAAGCAGAAACCGCUCGACUGUCGUCCUUCGUGGGCGCCAUCGCCAUCGGAGACCUGGUGAAGAGCACUCUGGGGCCGAAGGGGAUGGAUAAGAUCCUGCUGAGCGGAGGAGGAAAAAGUGGGACAGUGACAGUGACCAACGACGGGGCGACCAUCCUGAAGGCCAUCGGCGUCGACAACCCGGCCGCCAAAGUUCUGGUUGACAUGUCCAAAGUUCAGGACGACGAAGUCGGAGACGGGACGACCUCCGUCACGGUGCUCGCCGCCGAGCUGCUGCGGGAGGCGGAGCUUCUCAUCGCCAGGAAGAUUCACCCUCAGACGAUCAUCUCGGGCUGGAGGAAGGCCACUCAGGUGGCCCGAGAGGCUCUGAAGGAGGCGGCUGUCGACCACAGCAACGACCAGGCCCGUUUCCAGGAGGACCUGCUGAACAUCGCCCGCACCACGCUCUCCUCCAAACUGCUGACUCAUCACAAAGAUCACUUCUCCAACCUGGCGGUGGACGCCGUCAUGAGGCUCAAGGGCUCCGGGAACCUGGAGGCCAUCCACGUCAUCAAGAAGCUGGGAGGAAGCCUCACCGACUCCUACCUGGACCAAGGUUUCCUGUUGGACAAGAAGAUCGGCGUGAACCAACCAAAGAGGCUGGAAAACGCCAAGAUCCUCAUCGCCAACACCGGAAUGGACACGGACAAAAUCAAGAUCUUCGGCUCCAGAGUUCGCGUCGACUCGACGGCGAAGGUCGCGGAGAUCGAACUGGCAGAGAAGCAGAAGAUGAAGGAGAAGGUGGAGAGAAUCCUGAAACACGGCAUCAACUGCUUCAUCAACAGACAGCUGAUCUACAACUAUCCGGAGCAGCUGUUCGCUCAGGCCGGCGUCAUGGCCAUCGAGCACGCCGACUUCACCGGCGUCGAGCGCCUCGCCCUCGUCACCGGCGGUGAGAUCACCUCCACCUUCGACCACCCGGAGCUGGUGAAGCUGGGUCACUGCAAACUGAUCGAGGAGGUGAUGAUCGGCGAGGACACGCUCAUCCACUUCUCCGGAGUCGCCAUGGGUGAGGCGUGCACCGUGGUCCUGCGCGGAGCGACUCAGCAGAUCCUGGACGAGGCGGAGCGCUCGCUGCACGACGCUCUGUGCGUGUUGGCGCAAACCGUGAAGGAGCCGCGCACCGUGUACGGAGGAGGCUGCUCUGAGAUGCUGAUGGCGAAGGUCGUGAGCGAUUUGGCCAACAGGACGCCGGGAAAGGAGGCCGCCGCCAUGGAGUCGUUCGCCAAGGCUCUGAGGAUGCUGCCGAUCAUCAUCGCGGACAACGCCGGCUACGACAGCGCCGACCUGGUGGCCCAGCUGAGAGCGGCGCAUCAGGAGAACAGGAGCACGUUCGGGCUGAACAUGGCCGAGGGCUCGGUGGGCGACAUGGUGGAGCUCGGCAUCACCGAGUCGUUCCAGGUGAAGCGCCAGGUGCUGCUGAGCGCCUCCGAGGCGGCCGAGAUGAUCCUGAGGGUGGACAACAUCAUCAAAGCUGCUCCCAGGAAGCGAGUCCCCGACAACCACCCCUGUUAGAGACGACGGGCGCAGACGUUGAGCUUAUUUAUGUUUCUGCCGCGGCGCUCGCCGCUCUGUCGGAGCGACUCAAACAGGAAGUUUGAAUGUUUGUUUUUGUUUACUGAAAUAAAUAAACUGCUCCUCCA